This is a messenger RNA of Rhopilema esculentum, 3875 nucleotides long. NCBI's taxonomy places the organism in Eukaryota, Metazoa, Cnidaria, Scyphozoa, Rhizostomeae, Rhizostomatidae. The record is from RefSeq and is a predicted model, not a curated record.
CCCUUUAUUGGAAUUCUAUUUUCUAAGGGUAAAAAUAAUUUACAAGAUGCUUGAUUGCUUACUUUUUAGACUGUCAGAGGAAAUAUGAUUUGUCGUAUGAAAGCAAGUCAAAAAUUCAAAGUCUACAUAAAUUGUAUUAUUUAAAGGAGCCAGAAUAUGAUGGUUUGUAACCAAUUUUCAAAUCAUCAUCAAUCAACUUGACUGCCACUGUUGUUUUCUUCCCUUGUUCCAGCUUAAGAGCUUGAGAACCAUUUGUAGAAAGCUGUAAAAGAGUAGUGCUGGACUUGUUCAACCCAGGACAAUGUCAAAAAAUUCGGUUGAAAAGUUUCUAAAACAAUAGACUUACUGCUUUAGGAUCCCUAUUGCUAAAAUUUGUUAGCCAAUUGGCCCCCUUUUUGGCCCCCUCUAGCAUUCAAUCAGCAGGAUGUCCCCUACAAAAUGGAGCUCUCAUUCUGAACAGAAAAGAGAAAACCACUUAGUAUUUGAAAUGUAAUUUAUUCAAAUUAAGAAUUAAACAUCAGACAUAUCAGACAUAAAAAUCAGACAUGAAAGAAAUAAAGGCAUGAAGCAUUAUGAUUUUCUAAGGAAGGCAACAUUUUGCUUGUUUUAAAAUGAUCUGGUUCUUUGAGCAGGUUUUUUGGAAGAUUUCUAAUGGUUUGCCUAAACUUUGGCUCCUGGUUGCUGAAAGAAAUUGAAAUGAUUCUGGGUUGUUUUCCACUUUCCGUCAGCCCUUGCAUUCCAAAUCUGCUGUAGCAUCCCUGCGCACACCUUUGUUUUUGAGUCUAUGCUGUGGGAAAAUGUUAGAGUUAGGGGGUAAGAGUUAGGGAGUUAUAGUUACGGGGUUAGAGUUAGGGGGUUGAAGGUUGAGAGUUGGAGAAAACCAAGAAAAAAUCAGUUGCAGAAAGUGAAAUAUUGAUUUGUACCCUUUCAUAGGCCAAUGAUUUACUUAUCUUAAAAGUGCUUAUCAAGGUACAGGAGGUUUAACAUUUUAAGGAGAUUUGACCUCAGCCAAUAUUUGGCUCUCUUUGUUUUUGUUUCCUUUUAUAAGCAUUCAGUUUUUCAAAGUUUGAAAUUUUAAUAAAUUUGCAUUUUUGUGUUGAUUGUAAAGCUUUUGAUGUUUAUUGGAUUGGAUUAUUGGUACUGCAUAACACAAUUAUGUCUAGUCUUUGCACAGCAGCAAAAAUGUUGACCUUAAACCACCUGCUAUUCAAUCCAAAACUUAACUGUUUGGUAGCAGAAUCAACUGAUUCCUGAUUGUGCUUUUAAAAGCUGUUCUUCAGCUCAGAUCAUGUCCCAUGGGUCACAUCCCAUAGCCUGUGCUGUUUGUACCUCUAGAUAAUAUCUUCACUGCUCUGUCCUUCUGCAUGCAGGCAGCUCAGGUCAGAGUUAGGUAACUAAGCAUCCAGUGAUAUUUUUGUCAAUGAUUCAGAUCACAACUCUUGUAUGGCUAAUAGACAUAGGAAUCAGGGGUGCACAGGGAGCAUGUUUGCAUGUGUCUAAAGUUCCUAUUUACAGCUAACAGAGGUGCCACUUUUUGCCUAUUUGUGUCCUCCACUCUCAGAAUACUUUGGCUACAUCUAUGGUCUGACCUUUUUGCAAACCAGCUGUCUGGUUGUAUGGGUUUUAGUUUCAACAAUAGAAAUUGUGAAGAAUGUAUCAAUAUUUUUUAUUACCAGAGACAAGAAGAUAAUAUUGUUUGUUUAGCUGGCUGAUUCCAAAUAAAACAAUUUCUUGAUGAGUUAGAGAGAUACCCUAUUCUGUUCUGUGAUGUCAAAUUUUCUAUGAAUUUGAGUUUAAAAGUGCUGAUGAUCUGGGCAACCAAUACAGAUUGAAUGAUGAGAGGGGGUUAACUAAUAUCUAGGGGGCUGCUGCCCCUUGCCCCUUGCUCUCCUGGCCCUCAAAUUGGCCUUGCAUAAUUUUUUUAAAGAAAGUAAGAGUCAUAAGUCAAAAUAAUCUCAGUUCAUAGUUAGUGUUAUCAAUUUUUAUCUUCCUAUUUGCCAAAAAUAGAUCAUAGAAAUAUUUAUGCUGUGAUUAGCCUGUUCUAAAAAUUUCACAAAAUCGUUCUAAAAGUCGUUUUUGGACGUUUCGGAAUUUAUCUUUUCCUGUGCAUUUAACUGUAGCAACAAAUUCUGGCCAAAUCUUUAGAAAUAUGUAAAUAUUCAAAGCAUUGUAAUGUAACUCGCGACCUUACAGUCUAAAAGACAUUAAGCUGUCAUCUGACAACUUCAAAUCUGGAGUGGAUUUUUUACAGCGGUCUGUAGAGUGUAGAUUGCGCGAUGCAAAUUCUAUGACCAGAGCAGUGCCGAUUUAAGGGGGGGGGGGCAACUAGUAGCAGUUGCCCUUCCCUCGACGAGUUAAAGCAAGUCUGGCGCCCCUUUUUUGGAAAUUGUGUGCCCCUUUUGAAUAAUGAGAAUCAGGUGAAAAAGUUUCUGAGACCGGUAGGUUAAUUUGCUUCAAGGAUUACCUCAAAGUUAUGUUUUUUAUUCCGAAAACGGAUCUGAAAUUUUUUUAUACAGCGUACUCUCGUCACCAAUUUUUGAAAAUUUUUCAGCGCCCCCACUACCAACUGCCCCUCCUUCAAGUUUGCUCUGGAUCCGCCCCUGGAUCAGAGGCUUCGGAUGCAAAUUGAAAAGUGGGGACCAAGGACACAUUAAAAGCCCAUAGCAAAAGAUUUUGCAAAAAGCUCUAUUGUUUUGUAAAAAGGGGGUGUGGGGCAAGUUGCGUUUGCGAUGCCGCUUUUCAAUCACGCGUCCUUUUUCUCAAUUCCCGGAACUGGGUGAAAUUCCUCGUCACCAGACUCCUUUGGAAAUGGCCUAACAGCCUAACACAUCAAAAACUGAUGGGUAAAAACACGGUGACGGAUGGAUAAGAUCCUGGUUGAGCUUAUGGCAACGGAAAUAUUAUGUUCAUCUAGCCAUUCAUCUUCCCAUUGCGCUAUAUAGACUGAAGUUAUUCAUUAUUCUAUGCAACGAAAAGCUUUUUUUAGGGUCAAUAUUCAAGCAGAUGGAGUAUCAUUAUUCGCCAAUUGACUGUUUGAUAAUAUUUGGAGUGAGUUAUUGCACAUUAACUCUGUUGUUUUUUACACUACAUAUCACCUAUGCAUUGCCAAAAUUUCUAGACAACUUGAAAGUGAAAUUGAAAGGGCCUUUGUUAUUUGUAACAGCUCAUCCUGAUGAUGAGUGCAUGUUUUUCGGUCCAAGUUUGGUUGAAGCUUUGAAUCAAAUCGGGAAAGAAAACGUGUACCUACUAUGCUUGACGAAUGGAGAUUAUUAUGGACAAGGCACGAUUAGAGAAAGGGAAUUGCUCCAAAGUUGCGCUGAAUUCGGCAUGAUCCGCGAUCAUGUGGAAAUUGUGAAAGCAAGGGAUUUGCAAGAUGGAAACAGUGAGUGGAAUAUGGACAGAGUCAUUGAAGAAAUAUUAAAUGCUGUUAAAAAGUUCGACAUCAAAUAUAUCGUUACCUUUGAUGAUUAUGGUGUUUCUGGACAUGUAAACCACCAAUCAAUUUACAAAUCACUUUGCAGAAUGAAAAGGAGCAGCAUAAGAAACUUACAUAAAGACAUAAAGCUCUUUUCUCUUGAGUCUGUCAACUUGCUUAGAAAAUAUAUAUCUAUUUUUGACUUGGUCCUUUCAGUAAUACAUUGUCUUGUUAAACAGUAUACUGAAGGAAGAAAGUUAAAGUUAAUCAUGCUGAAUUGGAAGGAUAUCAAAGUGCCAAGAAAUGCCAUGUAUAGACAUAGGAGCCAGUUUGUUUGGUUUAGAAAACUUUAUAUUGUAUUUUCAAGAUAUAUGCUGAUAAAUACUCUCAAUGUAGAAGGAUCAGUAGCUUUUGACAGAACUAACCUUGAUCAUUAAUUGAUUUAAAAUUCUCUAGAAAA